AUGCUCAAAUUAUUACCAAGCACUGCAUUUGGCAAUAGUGCAAAUGCAAAAUGUGGUGAAAUCUAUUGUCACAGUUCCACCGAAUUUACCAUUAUUUGUACACUGUGCGAACUCAAAGCGUUCGACUACCAGGAUUUCAUGCAUCACUGUAAGAAUGUACACCUCGAAAACGACUUAUUGAAAACAGAAGAAAUAUUUGUUGAAGUCGCACCAUACCUGUCAUCAAAUGUGAAGGAUGAAGCUGAAGCUGAAUUCCUGGAAGAGCAUGACUUUGUCUUUUCUGAUGAAGAAAAGGAAAAGUCAGAGUUACGUAUUAGCCAAUGGAAAGAGGAUAACUCGUUAUCUGAACAUUCAGACAGUGAUACGGAGAAUAAUUUUGAAUCUAAUUUUGAUGAUAAAGAUUACAUACCACCUGUAGAUCAACGAAAGCGAAACGAAAAGCGUAAUCGUAAAACCGAGUCAUACAAAUGUGAAAUAUGUUCCCGUAUCUACAAAAGUUCACAUUAUCUGCGAACACAUUUGGCAAAAACACAUAAUUCUGAGAGUAGGAAAACCGCCAGCAUCCAGUUUCAAAAAUGUGAUGAAUGCACAGGAGAAUUUAGGACAUUACGUAGUUUAGAGGAGCAUUCCCUUUCGGCACAUGGUGGUAUGAAAUGUAUGUAUUGUGAUAAACGAUGUACAUCGCGAACAAAUCAGCUACGACAUAUGGAAAUUCAUACACAUGGCACGGAACGACGGUUCGUCUGCGAUUAUGAUAACUGUAAGAAAAGUUUCUUUACACGCCGUCAAUAUCAAGCUCACAAACGCACCCAUACAAAAGGAAAGAAUUUCAUAUGUGAUAUAUGUGGCUACUCGUGUCGAGUACCGGAAAUGCUUAAAGUGCAUUAUCGUUCACAUACAGGUGAGAAACCGUUUGCUUGCGAUGAAUGCGGCAAAUGUUUUGUAUCAAAAUCGGCGGUUAGGGAGCAUAAAGCAUCACAUGGCACUGAGCGUCCACAUGAAUGUAAAGUAUGUGGACGCUCUUUUGCAAGGGCAAAAUCGCUAUACCAUCAUAAUUUCUUACAUCUCGCAGAGAAGAAGUUUAAAUGCAAGUUAUGUGGACAGGCAUAUGCACAGCUUGCUGGUUUAGCUGGACAUAUGAGACGACAUCGGGAGCAGGGCCAUUGCUGA
Messenger RNA from Bactrocera oleae (olive fruit fly), 1170 nucleotides. RefSeq names its product zinc finger protein 625. Lineage: Eukaryota; Metazoa; Arthropoda; Insecta; Diptera; Tephritidae. Gene Ontology annotation, biological process: regulation of transcription by RNA polymerase II. Gene Ontology annotation, molecular function: DNA-binding transcription factor activity, RNA polymerase II-specific. Gene Ontology annotation, cellular component: nucleus. The record is from RefSeq and is a predicted model, not a curated record.